Messenger RNA from Insectozyma verbasci, 597 nucleotides. The record is from the annotation of a GenBank genome assembly. NCBI's taxonomy places the organism in Eukaryota, Fungi, Ascomycota, Pichiomycetes, Serinales, Debaryomycetaceae.
AUGUCAACUUUCUUUGAUGAAAUGAAAAAAUCAUUUAGUGAUGCUAAAGUCACUGAUGAUAAUAAAAUAGAUACUACUGAUUUCUUAGAAGCUAGUGAAUCAUUAGUUAAAUUAUUUGAUUUAUUAGGUAGUUCUGCUUUUACAGUUGUUAAAUCAGAUAUGACUGGUAAUAUAAAUAAAAUUAGAACUAAAUUAUUACAAGAUCCUUUGGGAUCAAGUACAUUACAAGACUUAAUCUUAACAGAAUCAACCACAAAAACUAAAACUGCAACCCAAGGUUUAUUAUGGUUAAGUAGAGGUUUACAAUUUACUGCACAAGCAAUGAGAGAAACAAUAAAUGAUCCUUCAAAAGAAUUAACUGAAACUUUUACUCAAGCUUAUUCAAAAACAUUAUCUAAAUUUCAUGGAAUAUUAGUUAAACCAAUUUUUAAAUUAGCAAUGAAAGCAUGUCCUUAUAGAUCUGAUUUUUUUGAAAAAUUGGGUUCAAAUCAAGAAAAAGUUAAUCAACAAUUAAUAGAAUGGUUAGAAAGUUUAGAAAAAAUUGUUCAGAUUAUCUUUGAUUUCUUUCAAUCAGGUAAUUAUGGUAAAGGUUUAUAA